CUUCCUCGUAAUUCUGGUAUACUCUUCAAACUCCAUUACUGCUCUGUUCUUCUUCUUCUUCUUCUUCUAGGGUUUUAGGAACCACACUCACAAACCCACUUUUCUUCGUCUUUUACAGUUUUAGGAACCACUCUCACAAGCCUUGCAUCAACAUGGCCCCCGAUGCUUCAGACGCUCUCGCAGCGAGGGAGACAGUCCAACAGUUUCUCAAUGCUGCUCGUAUAGGGAACAUUGAUCUUUUGAAGAAUUUGGCUGCUAGGCUUGAUGAUGGGAAGGGAUUGUCGGGGACUGUGGCUGAUAUUAAGGAUGCUAAUAAGCGAGGAGCACUUCAUUUUGCAGCAAGGGAGGGAAAAACUGAGGUUUGCAGGUUUUUGAUUGAGGAGUUGAAGCUCGAUGUUGAUACAAGAGAUGAAGAUGGUGAAACCCCACUUAUUCAUGCUGCUCGACAGGGGCACACUGAUACUGCAAAGUACCUUGUUGAGAGAGGUGCCAAUCCUGCAAUAGCAAGUGACUUAGGGGCCACAGCCCUCCAUCAUUCUGCAGGCAUUGGAAAUAUUGAGCUGCUAAAUUUUUUACUCUCAAGAGGUCCUGAUGUUAAUUCUCAAAGUGAUGCGGGCACCCCUUUGAUUUGGGCCGCUGGUCAUGCCCAACAGGAAGCCGUAAAACUGCUUCUUGAGCACCACGCUAAUCCCAAUGCUGAAACUGACGAUGAUAUUACCCCCCUACUCUCGGCAGUGGCUGCUGGUUCUCUGGCUUGCUUGGAUUUGUUGAUUCAGGCAGGUGCAAAAGUAAAUAUUAGUGCUGGUGGAGCAACCCCUCUUCAUAUUGCUGCUGAUAGUGGAAACCUUGAAAUUAUUAAUAGUUUGUUACAAGCUGGGGCCGAUCCUAAUGCCACUGAUGAGGAUGGAUUAAAGCCAAUACAGGUUGCAGCAGCCAGAGGUAGUCGGGCAGGUGUUGAGAUUCUUCUUCCCUUGACUUCAGCAGUUAAGGAAAUUCCCAAUUGGACCACUGACGGAAUACUCGAGUAUAUGCAGAAUGAAAUCAACAAAGAUCAGGCGGUUUCAAGAAAUCCAGAGGAUAAUAAACAUAAAGACUCCACAGCGCGAGAAGAUUUGCCUGAGGUCUCACCCGAAGCAAAAAAGAAAGCCGCAGAGGCCAAAUCCAGAGGGGAUGAUGCUUUCAAUACAAAGGAUUUUCAUACAGCGGUUGAUGCCUAUACACAGGCCAUCGACCUGGAUCCAACUGAUGGUACGUUACUUUCCAACCGAAGUCUUUGUUGGAUACGGUUAGGUCAAGCUGAGCAUGCCUUAGCAGAUGCAAAGGCAUGCAGAGCAUUGAAACCAGAUUGGCCUAAAGCUUGCUAUCGUGAAGGUGCAGCUUUACGUUUAUUGCAGAGGUUCGAAGAAGCAGCAAACUCUUUUUAUGAGGGCGUCCAGCUUGACCCUAACAAUAUGGCACUAGUUAAUGCUUUCAGGGAAGCAGUCGAAGCAGGUAGAAAGUUUCACGGCACUGAUAAACAAAAAUCAUAAUCAAGCAUCUAUGGCUAUUUCUAGAAAUGAUCAGGUUCCUUUCUUUUCUACUUCUAUUUGUCUUCCUUCGCUGUAAUUUAUAUCCUUUUGGGGUGGGUGUUAGAUGGCAACAAUGGAAGUGUUGAUUUUGAUAGAGAGAAAUUGAGGUGGACUUCAUGAUGAUCAGACCCUCUACAGAAUAUAACUUAAAAGGGAACGUUCUCUUUUUUAUCAUUCAAUUUAUUUGAUAUUGUAUCUGUUCUAUUAUUGAAUUAGGGUCACGUAUAACAAUCCGUAAUGAAAAGUGGUGUAAUCGGAAUGAGAUUUCAUUGAUGGAUUAAUCAUAACGAGCGUCAAUUGCAAUUAUAA
Cucumis sativus (cucumber) is the source of this 1877-nucleotide messenger RNA. RefSeq names its product ankyrin-1. The coding region runs from base 153 to 1529 and encodes 458 amino acids. The record is from RefSeq and is a predicted model, not a curated record. NCBI's taxonomy places the organism in Eukaryota, Viridiplantae, Streptophyta, Magnoliopsida, Cucurbitales, Cucurbitaceae. Gene Ontology annotation, molecular function: protein binding. The transcript is spliced from 13 exons.